AUGACUUUCGCAAAUGUACGCAUAUCGAAAGGGAGUAAAACAUUACAUGGAUGGUACAUACAUCUGAUCCCAUAUGAAAUGACGCUUAAAGAAUUCUUUUAUAAGCUGGUUAAUAAUAAAAUUUCGCCAGAUAUAUUAGUUAAUGUGGGUAAUUUUGAGCAAAUAAAACAUAUUGAUUUAAGUAAAUUAAUUAAUCCACUGAUGAAUACAACACAAACAAGUCCUGAUUGUAAAAUUAUCGAACUCACCAGCGAGUUUGGAAAGAAUGUCCAUUAUCAUCUUCAUAAUGAUGGAGUGCAAUAUAGCAAUUUAGAUAAAUAUGAUAAAUACAAAAACAG
Cetraspora pellucida is the source of this 338-nucleotide messenger RNA. NCBI's taxonomy places the organism in Eukaryota, Fungi, Glomeromycota, Glomeromycetes, Diversisporales, Gigasporaceae. The record is from the annotation of a GenBank genome assembly.